Messenger RNA from Podarcis muralis (Common wall lizard), 991 nucleotides. NCBI's taxonomy places the organism in Eukaryota, Metazoa, Chordata, Lepidosauria, Squamata, Lacertidae. The record is from RefSeq and is a predicted model, not a curated record.
AUGUUGAUAUUGAGGGUAAAUAUAAUUGCAGUUUGUGAAGAACCACCUGACAUUGAUUUUGGGGAAGUGAUAAGUGAUGAGAAGGCCAGAUACCUGGAGGGUGACAGAACACAAUACAAGUGCAACCCUGGCUAUGUCUUGGAAGGCACUGAAUGGAUAACAUGUCGUGGGCAAAAGUGGACACCUGCACCCAGGUGUUUGGCACCUUGUGGUAUCACAAAACAACAGCUAGAUGCACAAGACCUGUUCCUGCCUGGGAAGCGAAGACGGUCCCAGGUGAUUCAGCAUAACCAGUUCCUGCAAUUCCAGUGCAAGGAAGGACAUGUCAUCACAGCUCCUUCAGUCCGGAAGUGUAUCGAUGGGCACAUGGAUUUGCCGUUGUGUAUCUCUGAAAUGGGGAAAAACUGUAGUCACACACCCACUAUUGAGAAUGGAGACAUUAUCACCUUAUCACAGAAGCAAUAUGCAUCUGGCUCUUCAGUAGAAUUCAAAUGCCAAAAAUAUUAUGCCAUGGAAGGAGAAAACAGAACUUUUUGUAACAAUGGGAACUGGACAAAAGUGCCCAUUUGUCUACAUGCUGCAGGAAAAUGUGGUCCUCCGCCUCGUAUUGAAAAUGGAGACUUUCUGGGCACGACAACUUCGGAAUAUAUGCCAGGGGCACAAGUACAGUAUAAGUGCCAAGCUUUCCACAAUAUGCAAGGAAAUCAAUAUGUACAAUGUGUCAACGGGCAUUGGACAGAUACACCAACAUGCAAAGCUCCUUGUAUAGGAACUGAAGAAGAUAUGAAUCAGAACAAUAUCCGACUGGAGUGGAGAUACAGUGCAAAAUUAUAUACAGUAUCUGGAGACGAGACAGAGUUUGCCUGCAAAUGGGGCUUUGGGCCAGAUCCAUCCUCACCUCCCUUCAGAGCCCGAUGCAGAGAGGGCAAGUUGGACUAUCCAAGAUGUAUACCUCUACGUUAAUUGCAGUUAAAGCACAAUAACAAAAAAU